Alnus glutinosa is the source of this 700-nucleotide messenger RNA. RefSeq names its product uclacyanin-3-like. NCBI's taxonomy places the organism in Eukaryota, Viridiplantae, Streptophyta, Magnoliopsida, Fagales, Betulaceae. The transcript has 2 exons. The coding region runs from base 72 to 395 and encodes 107 amino acids. The record is from RefSeq and is a predicted model, not a curated record. Gene Ontology annotation, molecular function: electron transfer activity. Gene Ontology annotation, cellular component: plasma membrane.
CCUUUGUGUCUUGUCUCAAUAUUUCGAUCAGAGCAUAGAAAGAAACAUAAAGAAAAAGAAGAUAACUAGACAUGUCCACAGCAACAGCUCUUCUGAUUCUGUUAAUGGCUGCUUCUUUGGUGUAUGGAGUAGACCACAUUGUUGGUGGCAACGCUGGCUGGAGCACAGUAGUUAAUUACUACGUUUGGGCUGCUGCUCAAAAUUUCACCGUCAAUGAUACUCUUGUGUUCAACUACGAUACCAAGUACAGCGUGGAUAAAGUGAAUCAAACCGACUACGACGCCUGUAACUCCAGCCAUCCCCUCGGAUCCUACGUGGGAGGAAGCACGGUAAUCACUCUAUCAAACGCCGGCAAGAUGUACUUCAUAUGCCCCACCCCCGGUGCUUGUGCUUAAGGCAUGAAGCUAGCAGUCAACGUCUCGUCGGACGGUGGUGCUCCGCUUGCCAAUUUGAUGCUUGGGGUUUUCCUUGUGGUGGCGACUAUGCUCGCCUACAUGGGCUAGCAUGCACGGAGAGAAAGCAUCUUUGUUGUGUUUUAAGGGGUUUUUUAUUUUAUUUUUUUGUUUUAUUUUGUUUAGACGAUAGGAUUUGAAUCCUAUCAUGCAAGUCAUAAAUGUUUUCUUUAGAGCUUUUGUUGAACUUCUAUGAUUUUUGACCAAGACAUGUUGGUGACAUGAUUUCUUAUGAAUGAAUAAAUUAA